UCUGCCCUUCGAUGUCCGCGUACCGAAUGCCAUUGCGGUAGCCGUGGUCGUGGGUGAUAGAAGGACAAACCUGGACUGCAAGUGUGACCGCUGGAUGAGCAAAGUUCACAUGCUAAAACACUGGGGCAACAAGCAGAAGCUGACCGUCUACGCUAAAUAUGCCGCCAAGGAUACCGAGUACAGCCGUCUACUGGAGUACGCGCUAGCCAUGUAA
Messenger RNA from Dibothriocephalus latus, 214 nucleotides. Lineage: Eukaryota; Metazoa; Platyhelminthes; Cestoda; Diphyllobothriidea; Diphyllobothriidae. The record is from the annotation of a GenBank genome assembly.